Molecule: messenger RNA, 1149 nt
Organism: Cornus florida
Lineage: Eukaryota; Viridiplantae; Streptophyta; Magnoliopsida; Cornales; Cornaceae
Product: membrane-anchored ubiquitin-fold protein 1-like
Exons: 5
Coding region: 493-846 (117 amino acids)
Molecular function (GO): protein binding
Source: RefSeq, a predicted model, not a curated record
AAGGGUCGAAAGGAUGGAUUCAUUGACCACAGAUUAAAGAAAACUUUGAAAUCUCCGAAACAGCCUCGUCUCUCUGGAGAUCACUUUGAUAUCUUCCUAUUCUUCUUCGUCUUACUCAAUCAUUAAUUAAUUAUAAAUUAUUACUAUUAGUAUUAUUUAUUAUUAUUUUUUUAUUAAACCCAUUUGGUUUUCUUCUUCCUCUUCUUGUUCUUCUUCAGCUUGGGUUAUUCAACCAAUAAACUCUGGAACAUAGAUGACCCGGGUCAUUUUCUGAUCCGAGUAAGACUACCCAUGAAGGUUUUUAGCAUAUAUAAUUCCCAAAGUCAGGAUUUGAAUGAGUUCUAGAGGUUUAUGAAGACUCAGUUCUUGUAAUUGCUUGAUUUGUCAUAUCAAGUUUAAUUGGGGUAUUGGAGUUUGAUAGAUUUGGAGAGAUACCCAAGUGACGAUCUUGGGUUUUUAGGAUACCAAGAGUCUGUGGGGGGGAAUUGGAAGAUGUCUGGAGUGCAAGAUCAGCUAGAGAUCAAGUUCCGGUUGACUGAUGGAUCGGACAUCGGCCCCAAAAGCUUUUCUGCGGCGACAAGUGUUGCAACCUUGAAGGAAAGCAUCCUUGCUCAAUGGCCUAAAGAGAAGGAAAAUGGUCCAAGGACGGUAAAAGACGUAAAGUUAAUUAGUGCUGGAAAAAUACUGGAGAAUAACAGAACAGUGGCAGAGUGCAGGAGCCCACUAUGUGAUAUUCCUGGGGGACUUACAACCAUGCAUGUUGUUGUUCAGCCGCCGCCUAUAGAAAAAGAAAAGAAAGUGGCAAAUGAACCAAAGCAGAGCAAGUGUGUUUGUGUUAUAUUAUAAAUUUCUGAACCAAGAGCAGGAAGAACACUGAUGGCUGGUUUUAUAGAUAAAAAAAAAGCUGGAUAUGGCAUACAUAUUGAAAUCAUUGAAUUGUGACCGAUAAGAACAGUUGGUGAGAUGCACAUUCACAUCAUGUUUCGCUGCUGGUCUUUGUGUUCAUAUAGUUGUUGCAUUUUAUCCAUUUGGCAUGUUUUGUUUGUUUUUUUCUUUACGCUUUUUUUCUAUUUCUGCACCAUAACCCGAGAUUCCUCUAUUUGAAUUUGUUACAUUUUUAAUAAUAUAAUUUAUAGUUGCACAAUCUAA